This is a messenger RNA of Exophiala xenobiotica, 2279 nucleotides long. Its product is annotated as TIGR01456 family HAD hydrolase. The record is from RefSeq and is a predicted model, not a curated record. Gene Ontology annotation, cellular component: mitochondrion. The coding region runs from base 381 to 1757 and encodes 458 amino acids. Gene Ontology annotation, biological process: glycerophospholipid biosynthetic process. The transcript has 2 exons. Lineage: Eukaryota; Fungi; Ascomycota; Eurotiomycetes; Chaetothyriales; Herpotrichiellaceae.
CAGGUCGCCUCCAUUCGCUCACUAUUGACGUCAUCAUGCGUUACUAUCACAAUUUUCGUGUGAAUCCUCAAACGACCGCCUGGAGUUCUGUUUUCGUGUGAUCCACUGUUUUGGUUACAGUUAUCUUUGUAUCUCUCCACUUGCUUCGCACGUGUGUCCAGUGUUGCCUCCCGUUACUUAUCCACAAGGAACAGUAGGGUCUUGGACGAAGGACGAAGUACAUAUAAUAAACCCAACUCCCUAUCGACCGGAGACUUUUGUCCAGAUUAUCUAGGGUCCAUACGAGUACCAUACAUUCGACCAAGCAGCGUCCCUUUCAAAACGAGAUAAGCUGCAUCGCCUGUGACAUCAAGGACGGACAACAUUGGUAUACAUUCAAGAUGUCUGCUGCAGACGCCCCUCCAGAUAUGGACAACAAUCUGUUGUCUCCCGUCACAACUAGAAGGAGAGCCACGCGGACACUUUCGAAUCAGAGUGCCACUCGAGCAGAUCUGUUCAGUGGCCUGGCUGUUGUCGGGCCUCCUGAACAUCUCGGGAAAUCCAGCAAUGCCCACGAAACUGCCAAGGCCAUGGAAUUGGCCAAGCAUCAUCUGGCUGAAGCUUCAGAUCUGACGACGCCGGAGGACUCUCAGCCUACUACUCCUGACGAAUCUGGUCUGAAGACCACCGAUAAAUAUGCUUUUGCAUUCGAUAUUGACGGUGUAUUGAUCAAAGGUGGCGAGGUGAUCCCAGAAGCCAUCGAAGCCAUGAAAGUAUUGAACGGCGAAAACGAGUAUGGUAUCAAAGUACCAUAUAUCUUUGUGACGAACGGAGGUGGCAAGACUGAAGAAGAGCGUUGCAUUCAGCUGUCCAACCAACUCCAAUUAGAAGUGUCGCCUGGACAAUUCAUCUGUGGCCACACACCUAUGAGGGAUAUGGCCCAGAAGUACCAUACCGUCCUUGUUGUCGGUGGUGAAGGCGAGAAAUGUCGCACCGUUGCCGAGGGCUAUGGGUUCAAAGACGUCAUCACUCCUGGAGAUAUCAUAAAGGAUAACAAAGACACCACCCCAUUCCGGAAGUUGACCGAGGAGGAGCUCAAGCACUCGGUCAAACGCAACUAUGGCGAGGUCGAAAUCGAAGCAGUGUUCGUCUUUGCCGACAGCAGAGAUUGGGCCGGCGACUCCCAGAUCAUUCUCGAUCUCUGUAUGAGUAAGAAUGGUCGAUUGGGCACGCGGUCGGAGACUUUUGAGGAUGGCCCGCCAGUCUUUUUCUCCCACAAUGAUAUUGUCUGGGCCACUUCUCACGCAUACUCCCGUAUUGGCAUGGGUGCUCUGCGAGCAUCCCUCGAAGCCAUGUUCAAGGCCAUCACCGGUAAAGAGUUGAAGACGGUUGCUUUCGGCAAGCCUCAGCUAGGUACGUUCGAGUUCGCAACCCGGCUCCUUCAGCAAUGGCGAAAGGACACCCAUGGCAUCAACAAACCUCCGGAGACCGUGUACUUUGUUGGUGACACCCCGGAGUCAGAUAUCCGGGGUACCAAUGAGUUCAACGAGCAUGGGUCUCCCGAUGUAGACUGGUACUCCAUCUUGGUUCGGACUGGGGUCUUCCGCGAAGGCACAAGACCUGCCUUCAUGCCCAGAAUGACUGUCGACAACGUUUUGGAAGCCGUCAAACAUGGAAUGCAGCGCGAAUUCGACAAGGCCUUGAAGAAUUUGACGAUUGGAGGCGGAGCACCCCAGCUCACUGAUGCUAUUGCGGAGGAUGACGUUGAAGAAGACUAAGGUAUGUCCGGCGGCGCUGCAUCCGAAGGAAUAAAGGCAUUCUGGGGGAUUAUACCCGCCAACGGCACCAAAAUCCGGAGACGGCAAAAUUCCAUGUCGAGGCAGCCUCUUUCGCCCUUGAACUUUAAGUGCGGAAAAGUUCUGUAUACCAAGCGGUGGCGGUCUUACCUCGAGCAUGCUCACCUACGACUUUACGAAAGCAUUUAAAGGCGCUACUGGUGCGGAAAUCACAGCCCGCGCCACCAUUAUCGAAUCUUAGAGGCGGCAUUGUCAUGGCGUUAGUGAGAUUGGCAGACCUCGUCAUGUAUGAUUUUCACAUCACAUCAGCAAUUGGAUCACAAGAGGCGUUGAGGUUGGUCUUGGUUAAUAGAAUUAGCCCAGCUUUACUGUAAUGCGGUAGCCUCCAUCAUGCCAAAAUAGGCACUCGGUCAGCUGGGGCUAUGGGGGCCGUCUAUGGAGUCAUCACACUUCAAUACGAUAUGACCGUUCAUGUUCUUCACAGAUAUCUGAAGAUCCAAGAGA